Messenger RNA from Morchella importuna, 564 nucleotides. RefSeq lists its product as uncharacterized. NCBI's taxonomy places the organism in Eukaryota, Fungi, Ascomycota, Pezizomycetes, Pezizales, Morchellaceae. The record is from RefSeq and is a predicted model, not a curated record. The transcript has 2 exons. Gene Ontology annotation, biological process: cilium assembly. Bases 1 to 564 code for a protein of 187 amino acids.
AUGGCCACCACCCUCGACCUCACCCCCAACGACCUCCGCCACCCUCCCCCCGACCCGCACAUCCCCGCCUCUCUCCUCCCCUCCCUAAAGGCCACCGAGCGCCUCGCCAUCGCCGCCGCCGAAGCCUCCGACCUGCCCACCGCCCACUCUCUCCUCCUCACACUCACAAGCAUGCACCCGACCUACGCAUCGGGGUUCAACAACCUCGCCCAAGUCUUAAGACUCAUCUCUGCGCCGCUCGAAGACGUCAUUGCCGCGCUGGACACGUCCAUUUCGCUCGCGGCGCCCAAGGAUGGUGGUAGCGUGAGUGCGGCGCAGGCGAACCUGCUGAAGAUGGCGUAUACGCAGCGGGGCGCGCUGUGGUAUGGCGAGUGGAAGAGGACGGGGGAGGAGGCGUGUGAGGAGCGGGCGAGGCGGGAUUUCGAGGAGGGGGGCAGGUGGGGGAGCGGGGUGGCGAGGGAGAUGGCCGUCAGGACGAAUCCGUAUGCGAGGUUGUGUGGUGCGAUUGUGAAGGAGGCGCUGACGAGGGAGUAUAUGGGACAGGGGGAGGUGUGUGGGAAGUAG